Molecule: messenger RNA, 2730 nt
Organism: Protobothrops mucrosquamatus (brown spotted pit viper)
Lineage: Eukaryota; Metazoa; Chordata; Lepidosauria; Squamata; Viperidae
Gene: MAB21L4
Product: mab-21 like 4
Exons: 5
Coding region: 120-1442 (440 amino acids)
Source: RefSeq, a predicted model, not a curated record
CACUUUUAUGCAUAUCAUAGAUUUUUCAGGGCUGUACCAAUGUUUUUGUCUGCUUCCAGAGCUACCUUGGGCAACAAAAGGAUUUACAGGAGGAAUUUCAUCUCUGCCAACCUUCCAUCAUGGCAGAAAAGGUUUCUAACUGGCAUAGCUAUCUUCAGGUGAUUCAGUCCCGUGAAUAUCAGAGAGUGCAGCAUUUUCAGAAGGCAGAAAACAUUUUGUUUAUUGUACUGGAAAGAGUCAAGACAAUGGAUUCUAGAUUUAUAGUGGAUUAUUCAAGAAACUUGGAAGCCUUGGAAUUUUCCCUCUCAGCUGCAGAAGAUAAAGUUACCAUGGAGGUUCCCUUACGUGUCAAUGCCGAGGUUCUCCUGAUGCAACCAUGUACAGAUGAACAAAGUAAUUCUGAUAAUGUUACUCAUAGGAAUUGCCAGAUGCCAGGACCAUGCUAUUUAAGGGUACCCAAGCAAGAAACCAGCCUAGAAAACUGGACCAAAGAAGAUGUGUUCAGUGCUGUGGAUGAUGCUGAUUCCGGGGGACAUAUUGUGCCAGGCAAAGUCCUUCAUCUCCUGAAAGAACUGAUAGUUGCUGCCAUUGUUCACUGCAAACUCCAGAAUCUUAUUAAGCCAGGUGAACUUAGUGCUGAGAGGCUAAAUGAGGACGGGAUGCAGCUGCCUUUGUUGGUGUCCAGUGACUGGAAAACUAUCUGCUUCAAUAUUAUUCCAGUAAUCAGGAGAAAGCAGGAUACUCUGAACAACUGGCAAGAAAGAGGUUUCCCAAAAGGCAGCCUGAGCAAAGUCACUCAAGAAGCUGUUUUCAUCCCUACCAGUUACCAUCACUGGAGCUACUCCACCAAUUGUCCCAUCUCGAAACUUGUUCAAACUGUAAGCACCCUAAAGGGAUAUCGCCUGGACAGUCUCUGCCUUCUUGAUCAAAUCAACCAUGAGUAUUGGAGAGAGAAAGGGAAGGAAAAAGGACUCACAUUUCAACAUUUGAAGAUGCUAUUGCUGUGGGCUACUCAUUUUUUCUCUUUUUCUGAAGACUGGCUGAGUCUGGAAGGAUCAGUAUAUCGUCUACUGGUGAUCUUACUCUGCUGCUUGGUGACCAAAGAUCUUCCCCAUUUUUUAUAUCCAGAGCAAAAUCUGUUCAAUAAUGAUAGUCUGGACCUAAGUGCUUUGUACCCCAAAGUGGAAAGCUUUGCCAUAAGUCCUAAGCAUUUCCUAAAGUUUAAUUUCAUCCAAAGAGAAGGCAAGACAUUCCAUCAGAAGGAUAAUGGUCUCAAAGCUUUACUUCAUCUCCCAGCUGAAAACAGAGACUACUGGGAUACUGCCUUUUUUGAUUUGCUGCUUAGCAAGUUUCAGGCAUAUCAGGUUAAAGACACACAACGGAUCUCUGCUAUGUCAAGCAUCUUAUCAAAGAUUAAGAAAAUGGUCCAUAACCAGAGUUGAAAAUUCUGUCUUUCCUGCCUGGAUGAACAUGCUUUAUAUUUAGCUUAUUUGUUGUGAUCAAGCAUCAUUUCUGAUACUGUUUGAGUUUCUUGCUCAAGAAAAUAAAGCACAUAUAGCAUAUCACUCUACAGUAUAUAAAGGUAGCACUUGUUGAAUUCAAUUUCGCUACUAAGAAUGAUGGUCCAAUUUGUAACUACUGUCUUUUAUACAGUAAGUAAAAUAUAUACAGUGGUCUUAAUUCUCUGUCUGCAUACUGUUUAUCAGAGAUUUAUAAUCUGGUGUCUUUCAAACUUUAGAAAGAAUGAACAGAACUCUUCCAAAAGUUGCUACCAGAUAAUAAUUGUGAAUGUGAUAGCAAUAAUUAUUAAAUGCAUACAGAGUAAUCCUAUUAAUCUAAUUAAUGUAACUUAAAAUUAAUAUCAUUUUUGUCCAGGUCUCUCACAGUUUUUCUUUCUGUUCCCCAUUCACCACUACAGAAUGGAGCUAGUAUACUCCGUGAUAGUAUGCUCCUAUAUUACAAGAAAAUAUUAAGAUAUUCUGAGUCUCUUUAGAAAAUGCCAAUGUUCAGAAUUAAUACAGAAAAAAAACAAUUUAAAAAGGAAGUGAAAUUGUAUUUAUAGCUUUUUCAGCGCUCAGGUAUAUGUGGACAGCACAGUAUGCUAUUGUUGCAGAUUUCCUCUGAUCCUUCGUUUCUGAAGGCUGAAAACCUGAUGAAAAACAUAUCUAGUGUAAGAACUUCUGGUCAUCUAUUGCCUUAGUAGGAAAUUCAGCAGUUCUUUGUUCACUGCAAAAUUUUACAAAGUAUUAAGACAACUCCCAAAUGAAGUUCUGUGCCUGGGUAUCUCUGAUGAUUGGUAGUACAUCUAUGAAUUAAAAACUGCACUUUUUGUGAACAUGUUUGUAUAAAUGUACAUAUGCAUACAUCUGUGAAAACCUGGAUGUUAAUCUGGAGCUAAAUCCUGUUUCCCAUGCAGCCCUUGGAGCCAAAAUGGCUGCCAUCUGUAUUGUAGAAUGUGGUCUUUUGUGAAGAGCAUACUUACAAAGCAAUGCUAGAUGCUAUAUAAUGUUAAUUAUAGCCAUAUAAUUAUCUGUAUUCUUUCCGCAUAGGAAGAAUUUAUGAAGUAACAAAAUCAUAGCAUAUCUUUUUGUAUGAUUGUACCUAAAGGUAUAUAUGUUUAUGGCGCUGCCAUGUAGUCACUGUUAUUUUUAAUUCCAUGUUAUGUAUGUUAAUUCAUAUAUGUGAGAAAAAUAAUAAUGUAAUACAAUUCUAUAUAAAAACUUGCUAUCU